AUGAUAAUAAAUAAUGAAAAAAAAAAGAAAAAACAUACAAGAAUCAUUUAUUUUUUAGUUAUUUUAUUUUUCUUUUUAAUCAAAAUUAAUAUAUGUAUGAUGAAUAUUUCUAACAUUCUACAAAUUCCUAUAAAAAGAAUAAAUAAAUCAGAAAUCUUAAAAUUUUACAAAAUAUGUGCAAAAAAAAACUUUUUUUUAUGUAGCAAAGAAAGAAAAAAAGAAAAAAAAAUAUUCUUAUUUAUAAAAAAUAAAUAUAUAUUUAAAAAAAAAGAAAAAUUUUAUUUUAACAAAUUAAAGGAUACAAAAGUCCUAAAAUCUAAUAAAAAAAACAUUACAGAAACUGAAAACUAUGUUGAAUUAAAUAUAGGUGAUGAUAAACAAAACAAUCAUUUAAAAAGUUCAGAAGUUGAUAACAGCGAACGAAAUAUCAUUACAAAAACUUCAGAACUCAUCAAAUAUUUAAAUUUUAAUUUUGAUGAAGAAUGUAAAGAUAUAAUUAUUAGAAUAGGAAAUUUUCUAGAAGUGUCUCCCCAUUUAUUAUUUAAAGAUGUUUGUGUUAAUUUAAAUAAAUUAUACACAAAUUUAUAUACUUAUGAUAAUGAAAAUAUUCCAUUUUGCUAUACAGAGCAUACUUUAAAUAUAAAUGAUGACAUAAUAAAACAUAACAAAUUUAAAAUAUAUUGUGUACUUGGUCUAAAGGUUUUAAGAAUUUUUUUAAUAAAAUAUUUAAGAAGUAUUAGACUAUGUAUCCCUGUAGAAGUAAGAAAAAGAUAUAUUUAUGAUUUUUUAAAAAUUCAAUACAUAUCUAAAAUAUACGAUGAAAAAUAUAAUUUAAUUGAUAUCAGUGUAUAUAAUAAUAUAUCAGAUAAACUAAAAGCCAAGAUUAUAUAUUUUUAUUUAUGCUUAAAACCUCAAGAUGUACCCAACAUUUUAAUAAAAAUAUUUAAAGCAGCUAAUUAUAAUGAUGAAAAUGAAUUAUUAUAUAAAUAUAUUAUGAAUUCAAAAUUCACAUCAAGAGGAGGUAAAAGGUUUCAUAAAAAUAUUACAAAGGAAUAUAGAAAGUUAUUUGAAAAAGAUAAAUUAAAAAAAAGGCAUUCUGAAGAUGACAUACUAUGGCAAAGAUUUCUUUCUUUAAUCAAAGAAUAUAAUUCAGAAAUAGCUAAUGAUAAGAAAAUCUUGAGAGAUACAUAUCUCCACAUCUUUAGUAAAAUAAAUUUCUCUAAUGAUGAAUUAAUACAUUUAUUUGAAAAAAAAGGGUUUUAUAUCUUUAAUGAAGAUGAUAAGGAAAAUAAAAAUAAGAGUGAAGUUGAAAUUGAAAAAGAUGUUAAAUCUAUUAAGAAGGAAAAAUUAGAAAUAGGAUACCGAAGAAGAAUGUGUAUUGUUAAUUAUAUCAACAAUUUAAAAAAAUUUAUUACUGAUUAUAUUCAAAGAAACAAAAGUAUAUAUCACAGUUUUUAUCUUUUAAAAAAAAAUAUAAAUUUUCCUAAGAAUAUUUAUUAUGAUGAUCAUAUAUCAAAAAAUACUAACAUUUUCCAUUUUACAAAUAUAGAAGAUACUAUAAAAGAACACAAAAUUGAAACUGAUAAACCAGAAGAUAUAAAUUAUAAAAAUACUUCUAAUGAUAUAAAUAAUAUGUCUAAUAAUUCCAAGCAUGAGGAAAAUACAAAAGUGAAAACAGCAAAUGAAUCAAGUGAUGUUGAACAUAUUGAGGAUAUUUCGAAAAAUGGUGAAAGUGAAAAACAGUAUAAUAAAGAAAAUAUAAAUAACAUAAAUAUUGAUACAACAGAUAAAAAGAUUAUAAAUGAAGAUGAUAUUAGCAUUUAUCGCGAUCAAAUUUUAAAUAACACAAUUGAUAGUAUACUAGAUAUACUCAUCGAACAUUCGGGAUUUAAAAACAUAAAAACAUUAUUUGGAAUACACAAUUCACUAAAAAACAACAAAGAAUUUAAAUUAAUUCAUUUUAAAAACAAAUUUUAA
Messenger RNA from Plasmodium relictum, 1977 nucleotides. Its product is annotated as conserved Plasmodium protein, unknown function. NCBI's taxonomy places the organism in Eukaryota, Apicomplexa, Aconoidasida, Haemosporida, Plasmodiidae. Bases 1 to 1977 code for a protein of 658 amino acids. The transcript has a single exon. The record is from RefSeq and is a predicted model, not a curated record.